CGGAAAUUUGCGGGCGCGCCGGAAGUUGAGGGGAGUUUCCUGCGAGCUCGGCUUCCUCAACAUGGCAGCGCCCUUGUCAGUGGAGGUGGAGUUCGGAGGCGGUGCGGAGCUCCUGUUUGAUGGUGUUAAGAAACAUCAAGUCACUUUGCCUGGACAGGAGGAACCCUGGGACAUCCGGAACCUGCUCGUCUGGAUCAAGAAGAAUUUGCUAAAAGAGCGGCCAGAGUUGUUCAUCCAGGGAGAUAGCGUGCGGCCAGGAAUUCUGGUGCUGAUUAACGAUGCCGACUGGGAGCUACUGGGUGAGCUGGACUAUCAGCUUCAGGACCAGGACAGCGUCCUCUUCAUCUCCACUCUGCAUGGCGGCUGAGGGCCCUUCUCUGGGCCUGGGCACCCUUAGAGGGAAGAACAAAGCAAUCAAACAUCCCCCGGGGCCCUGCUUCCAGGUCUCCCUGUCCCCCUUGGCUGCCUUCUUCCCUGCUCUGUCUCCCAAGCUCCCUCCAGGCAGGGAAAAGAGGCCAGGUGCUAAAAAUGAGCCUUUCUCAAGCACGUGAGCAGGGGAAGGCAGGCAGGCGCCAGAGCCCAGCACUCCGUUUUCCAGCAGCUGUGGUGGGGGAGGGUGCCCCUCUGGUUUGUCAAGAGUGGAAGGGGGCUCUGUGGCCAGGUGACCUGGCUACCUUCCGCUCCUUGUACCUCAAUCUAAACAUGGAGUGACCGCUGACAAGGAGCUCCAGUCCCAGAGCCAGCGUCUUCACAGGGAAGAUAAAUGGACCUGAAUAGCUGAAGGGAGGCCCCUCCCUACCCAAAGAUUGGAGGCAUCUCAGCCUCAGUUUCCCUGUCUGGACAGCUGAGGGCUCUGCCUGUCCCCUGCUGAUACCAUUAUAGAACCCCAGCUGGGGUCCCCUAUUCAUGCUGAGCCCCCCCACCCAGCAGCUGCUCCUCCAGCCACACCCUUCCUUCUGCUCCCCCGACUCCUAGCCCUUGACCCUGGCUGGCCUCCCCCUCUCCACAGGCCACCAGAUGGGCUCCUGAGACCCUCCCUAAGCUGCCUACAGCUCAUUCUGCUGGAGGUAAAGAUGAGGGGAGGGAGUGUGUUAAAACUUGGACUGGCAAGUAGAAGCCUGGGGGGAUCUGUGUGCCUCAGUUUCUUCCUCUGUAACAACCGAAUAUUUAUAGUGGCCAAAAACUGGGGAGAUACUUGAUGGCACAAAUGUCCAUUUUCUCUUCCUUCCCAUGUCCUGCAGGAAGCAGGAUGGGGCAGGCAGCACCUGGUAGGCAGAGUGGUUUGCCCCUCCUCCCCUUCCCUUCUGGAAGUCUUGGGGCCUCAGUGCUUGCAACAGCUGGCCUUGGGCAAAUAAAAGACUAGGUUGUUUGCUAGC
Molecule: messenger RNA, 1376 nt
Organism: Saimiri boliviensis boliviensis (Bolivian squirrel monkey)
Lineage: Eukaryota; Metazoa; Chordata; Mammalia; Primates; Cebidae
Gene: URM1
Product: ubiquitin related modifier 1
Biological process (GO): tRNA thio-modification
Cellular component (GO): cytoplasm
Source: RefSeq, a predicted model, not a curated record